Molecule: messenger RNA, 3571 nt
Organism: Xiphophorus maculatus (southern platyfish)
Lineage: Eukaryota; Metazoa; Chordata; Actinopteri; Cyprinodontiformes; Poeciliidae
Gene: supt20h
Product: SPT20 homolog, SAGA complex component
Exons: 24
Coding region: 220-2724 (834 amino acids)
Biological process (GO): regulation of transcription by RNA polymerase II
Cellular component (GO): SAGA complex
Molecular function (GO): transcription coregulator activity
Source: RefSeq, a predicted model, not a curated record
UGUUGUUGUCACACUGGAAGAAAAUGGCUGCUGCUCCGACUUUUUUUCACUGAAGACACUGAUAUUUCCAUUUCAUUUUGUUUCAUUGCACUGGGGGCUUUUCUCGACCGCUAUGCAACCUCAAAGGGUGUGAAUGGUCACUCUAGGAAGGUGACAGUGUGGGGCAGAAAGGACAGCAUCGGAAACUGUCACUCGCCUUGCAGCUGGCAGUGGACCACAAUGCAACAAGUUCUGGAAUAUGCAUUGGAUCGAGCCGAGUACAUUGUGGAAAGUGCUCGACAGCGACCAGCCAAAAGAAGAAUCUCAUCCAGCGGCAGGAAGAGUUUGUAUCAGAAGCUCCAUGAGCUCUAUAUUGAAGAAUGUGAAAAAGAACCAGAGUUAAAGAAUCUGAGAAGAAAUGUGAAUCUACUAGAAAAGCUGGUGUCUCAGGAGUCUGUAUCGUGUCUGGUGGUCAACCUGUACCCUGGGAAUGAAGGCUAUUCGCUAAUGCUCAGGGGCAAAAAUGGAUCCGGUAAAACUAACUCUGAAACCAUCCGUCUCCCAUAUGAAGAAAGAGAGCUUCUGGAGUACCUGGAUGCGGAGGAGUUGCCUCCCAUUCUGGUGGAUCUGUUGGAGAAAUCACAGGUGAACAUCUUCCACUGUGGGUGUGUAAUAGUCGAGGUGAGAGACUACAGGCAAGCUGGUAAUACAAAGAUCCCCACCUAUCAGAGCAGGCACAUUCUUCUGCGGCCAACCAUGCAGACUCUAAUCUGUGACGUGCAUGCCAUGACCAGUGACCACCACAAGUGGACACAGGAUGAUAAAUUGCAGCUGGAGAGUCAGUUGAUUUUGGCCACAGCUGAACCUCUGUGCCUGGAUCCUUCCAUUUCUGUUACUUGCACAGCCAACCGUCUGCUCUACAACAAACAGAAAAUGAACACUCGCUCGAUGAAACGGUGUUUUAAGAGGCACUCCCGGGCUGCUUUGAACAGGCAGCAGGAACUAUCUCAUCUGCCCGUGCCACCACAGCUACGACUCUACGACUACCUUCAGAAGAGGAAGGAAAGGAAACCUGCUCCUGUCAUAGACUUAAAAAUCUCAAAGGUUGGAAAUUGUGUCGACAUGUGGAAGCAGAACAACUGCCAGCUAACAGUACCGAAGGAGAUUGAUGUGGAAAAGUAUGCCGUGGUUGAGAAAUCGUUGCAGUUGGGAGACGCUCAAACCACUGUGAUCUGGCCUGCAGAAGAAGUUAUAGAUGACUACACAUUUGAAUGUGAAGUGGGCGGCCAAGCUCAGAGAACCAAGGUGUCCAUCUUCCAGUCGAUGGGGGACCCGCUGGUUUAUGGGAAGAUCUACUCUGCUAAAGAAACAAAAGCAGAGGAGGACAGCCCAGAUUUAAAGCUUAUACAUCCAACUUUCCUCAUAGGGUCAAAGAUCGAUGCAGAAAGGUUUCUUACCCAGUACAAAGGAGUCUAUGAGAAAGAUGUGAAGUGUGAGGUCAGGAUGUCCCAUAACUCAGGCAACGUGGGACAGGGGCCUCUGUCCCCCAGCAAAGAUGAGGGUGAUGGUAUUUCUCCUCUUGUACAGACGUCUGUGUUAGGAAAAGGGGUGAAGCAUCGACCCCCUCCCAUAAAACUGCCUUCAGGAUCGGGCAGCAGCUCCUCAGGUAAUCCGUAUAGUUCGCAAACCACGAGUGGUUUACUAAAGUGUCCUACGCCGCCACCUCCAGCCAAAAGCCAGACUCUGAACAGGAAGCACUCCAUGGAGCUGGGCCAGGUAGGCCUGCUGUCACCUGCCUCCCUCUCUCCGAUGGGCUCCACGCAGAGAUCGGGAACCCCUAAGCCUUCUACUCCCACACCCACCAACACACCAUGCUCAACCCCUCACCCUACCGAUGCGCUCUCCACGCCCCUCUCAGUGACCCCUACCCCCUCGGAUCCUGCCAUGGUUCAGAGCCAGUCACAAGCUCCCCUGCUUACACCUUUCGCCCAGCAACAACUGGCUCUUAGCCAGCCUCUACCUGUCAUGUCCAUCCCUCUUCCCACCAUGGGGACAUCAAUCACCACAGGAUCCACCUCUUCACAAGUUAUGGCAAACCCAGGGCUCAACUUCAUAAACGUGGUCAGCUCUGUCUGCAGUCCCCAGACUUUAAUGAGUGGCUCCAACCCAAUGCUGGGUCCAGGUCUUAAUUUGAGUGGAAUCCUGCCACCUGCAGGGUUGAUGUCCACCAUGCAGUCCGGUGCCCAGACUGGGAGUCCUUUUGGUCUGAACAACAGUGCUGGACUGAGACCGCUAAACCUGUUACAGAUCCCCCCUGGUCCUUACAUCCUUAACUCUCUGCAGCAGCAGCAGCUGUCCCAGUUCUCCCCACAGCAGAGUCAGUCAGCUACGUCCAGUCCUCAACAGCAGGGGGAGAUGAGCGACCAAGGAUCCGAUCAGAGUUUAGGAAACCAGCAGACGGCUGUCAUCAAUCUCGGGGUUGGAAGCUUCAUGUCUCCACAGACAGCAGUGCUGUCCCAGUUGGGCUGUGGGCUGGACGGGUCUGGGCCCCCGCUGCCUUCUCCAAGGCUUCAGCAGCAGCACCAGCCACAGAUUCAAUUGCAAUUCUUGCAGCACCAAAUGCAGCAGCAGCAAAUGGCUAUGGGAGCAGCGGUUCCUCAGGUGGGAGCGCCACGGCAACAUACCGGCAGUCAGCCAAGAAGUAAGAGGAAGAGGAGCACGCCACAGCCCCUCCCAAAGUCAUAGCAGACAGAAGUCACACUAAACCCCCAGCCCUACACACACACACAAGGACAUGAAUGAUCUAUACUGUGCUGUUUGUCUGCCUCACUUUUAAGACAGCAGACAAAAGACUUGUUUAUGCUUUUUCUAUCUGAUAAAUUUGUAUGUAUUGGUUCUCAGAAGUUUUGGAAAGCCAAAACGUCCACUGUGGAGGAUCAGGUUUUUACAACAGGGACUACUUUUCAAGUGAGAUGGUCCAGAAGAAGGUGGGUCUGGUAAGCAACGGGCAUCCGUGGUUACAAUGUCCUGUUAGGAAGACAUUUUUUUUUGUGAGGACUGAGAGGAGCCCGGAUGCACAUUCUCAGGAGGAUUUUGCACGGGGCCGCCUGAUCCUCCUGCCUCUGCUUUGUUGACCCUCCAAUUCCCCUAUCCCAAAAUAAAAAACCCCAGUAGAUACUGCCCUUUAAGCACAGAUACAAGCUGAGCUUAUAUUGACACCAAAUCCUCCAUGUAACCAUGACGACUUUGUGAGAAUGCAAACCUGAUCUUGGGAGUAUUGCCUGGGGGCAGCUGUCUACCUCUCAGUCUGUUGGAAGUGUUUCUUCUGUUAGCGGUUCCAGCAAACAGGACUCAAGAUCAACAUGCAAGACAAGGUGUACUUUUUGUACAGCAUAUUUUGAAAAAGGUGUCACCUUUUAAUAAGUCCAGGAGCCAUGAGCAUAUUCUUUACAUGACAUCAGCUGAGCGUGCGCGAGGCAUUUCUGGACACUGAGAAAUAAUUUUUUAAGCAGCCUUUGUCAUCAGUUUUAUUGUUAUUAAAAAAAGAAUAUAUAUUGACAGUGGAAAAUACAGCUUUUAGAUAUAAAACGUU